This is a messenger RNA of Symbiodinium pilosum, 2205 nucleotides long. The record is from the annotation of a GenBank genome assembly. NCBI's taxonomy places the organism in Eukaryota, Dinophyceae, Suessiales, Symbiodiniaceae.
AUGGCACAGAUGGUCAUGGUUGCAGCAUCCAUCCAUGGGCCUGUCACUAGGUGGACGGGCGGUCAAGUCCAGGAUCAAGAUCCCGGGGUGCGUGCCUUCGCUUCAGAGGCCUUGGCCAACAUGGGCCCCGCAGCAGGUGAUGGUGUGCUGCAGCUGCAUGAAGCAUGGCCGGAUGCAGAGGCUGAUGCCGUGCCACAGCUGCUGGAAGCGUUCAGGCAUGAUAAUGCCCGGGUGCGAACCGCUGCUUGGCGGGCCUUGCACAAAAUUCUUCCUGCAGCAGCUGAUGCCCUGCCGCAGCUGCUUGAAGCCUUGAAGGAUAAGAAUGCCAGGGUUCGAGCUGCUGCUAUGGGGGCCAUCGCCAAACUUGGUCCUGCGGCAGCUGAUGCUCUUCCGCAUCUGCUCCAAUCGCACAAGGACCAGGAUGCCUGGGUGCGACAUUUUGCUUCCGUGGCGAUGGCCAAAAUUCCGUUUACAGCAGACGCCGUGCCGCAGCUGCUCCAAGCACUCAAGGAUGAAGAUGCCAGGGUGCGCGCCCUUGCUUCAAAGCUCUUGCACAAGAUUGGUGGUCCUUCAGCAGCUGAUUCUUUAAAGCAGCUGUUCAAAGAAGCCCUCAAUGAUGAAGACGCGAGGGUGCGUGCCUUUGCUUCAGAGGCCUUGGGCAACAUAGGUCCUGCAGCAGCUGAUGGUGUGCACCAAUUGCUUGAAAGGCUGUCAGAUGAAGAUGCCAGGGUGCGAGCUGCUGCUGUGAGGGCCGUGGGCGAAAUUGGUCAUGCAACAGCUGAUGAUGUGCCGCAGUUGCUUAGGGCUCUCAAGGAUGAAGAUGCCACGGUGCGAGCCCUUGCAGCAGAGGCCUUGGGCAAGAUUGGCUUUGCAGCAGCUGAUGCCGUGCCGCAGCUGAUCCAAGCACUACUCAACGAUGAAGAUGUCUGGGUGCGACGUGCUGCUACAGAGAGCUUGCAUGAGAUUUCCUUUGAAAGACAUGGUGGCGUACCGCAGCUGCUCCAAGCGCUCAAGGAUGAAGAUGCCGAGGUGCAAGCCAUUGCUUCAGAGCUCUUGCACCUGAUUGGUGGUCCUUCAGCAGCUGAUUCUUUCAAGCAGGUGUUCAAACGAGCCCUCAAUGAUGAAGAUGUGAGGAUGCGUGCCUUUGCUUCAGAGGCCUUGGGCAACAUAGGUCCUGCAGCAGCUGAUAGCGUGCCUCAGUUACUUGAAACGUUGUCGGAUGAAGAUGCCGGGGUGCGAGCCGCUGCUCUGAGGGCCUUGGGCGAGAUUGGUCUCGCAGAAGCUGAUGCUGUGCCGCAGCUGCUCAAGGCGCUCAAGGAUGAAGAUGCCACGGUGCGAGCCCUUGCAGCAGAGGCCUUGGGCAAGAUUGGCUCUGCAGCAGCUGAUGCCGUGCCGCAGUUGCUUGAAGCGCUGUCGGAUGAAGAUGCCAGGGUUCAGGCCAGGGCUUUGAAGGCCUUGGGCGAGAUUGGUCCUGCAGCAGCUGAUGCUUUGCCUGCAGCAGCUGAUGCUGUGCCGUUGCUUAUCAUGGCGCUCGAGGAUGGGCAUGCGUGCGGGCGAACCGCUGCUUCAGAGAUCUUAGUCAAGAUAUGUCCUGCAGCUGCUGACGUUAUGCCGCGGCUGAUCAUGGCGCUCAAGGAUGAAGAUGCAGAGGUGCAAGAUGUUCACGGCGGUGCUGUCCCCCUGCCUCAAGAGGAUGUGGUCGAUUUGCUUGCAGAGGUAGAUCCGCGGGACGAAGCCCACGACCUUCUUCUUCAGCUUGUCCUCUUCAAGCACUCGAAGGGUUGUGCCUCAAUCGACCCCAUCGUGGCAAAGGCAGUGGUGCACUCAAUUUGGUGCUGCCGGAGGAAGUAUGUGAUCAGGUCUGCAUUGACGGUUCUACCGGAAGUCAUGAAGAUGCUAAAGCUCAGCACCUUGCAGCAGCGCUGGCUUGUGCUACGUGUUCUGCAGAUGUGGCCGAAUGAGGCUUUGGAGUGCAAGCUGCGGCUGCCACUGGAACCAAAGUGGGGCGAUGAUUCUCUGUACCCAGCAGAUCCAGCCAUGAGUGAAGCGGGCUCCAACGAGCGGCCUGGACUUGCGCCCGCCGAGACUGAUGCAUCAUCACUGACUUACCUGUUGGACGAAUCCCUUGCGUGCAGUUCUGGGGAUGGGGUGCCAGCGGCAAUGUGCGCUUGUCCAUGGAGCCAAAGCAGCGUAGCGAGUGCUUAG